Messenger RNA from Umbelopsis ramanniana AG, 1546 nucleotides. RefSeq lists its product as uncharacterized. The transcript has 2 exons. Bases 365 to 1471 code for a protein of 368 amino acids. The record is from RefSeq and is a predicted model, not a curated record. Gene Ontology annotation, molecular function: oxidoreductase activity. Lineage: Eukaryota; Fungi; Mucoromycota; Umbelopsidomycetes; Umbelopsidales; Umbelopsidaceae.
CUUUCAAAUAAUCGCAUCUCGCGCUUAGCCACGCAAAAACGGCAGCAGGCUCUCUUCGACUUCUCCAAAGUUUGAUAAUGGGCUCUACUACAGUUACGUUGAUAUCCGGGAGCCCAAGUAGUGAUUGAGGCAUGCUGGUCUGAAAUUUGGAAUUCACUAUUGCCUUUACCUCCUUAACGAGAUCAUGGACAGCUCGUUCGGCUGGCACGCCAUUCCUAGGCAAUAAGAGUGCGGACUCCUCGUUCAUUUGUGUUCAGGAAGACUUAGUCAAACGUUCGGGAAAUGUGGACACGUAAUGAGAGUGACGACAAAUGACGCCUCCAAAUCGUCUACUUUUUAAAAGGGUCUGUGACCCAACAAAAAAAUGGAUUCACUGGUUCAGUCGUAUAAGAAUUUCGAAAUGGCUUCCAUUCCCCAGCCCGAUUUACCAGCAACCAUGCGCGUUUUGCAAAUGUCUGGAUACGGAGGCUACGACGUACUGCAGUAUGUAGAAGCAAAAGCUCCACGACUCUUAUAUCCCACCGAUAUCAUUAUUCGAGUUCACGCUGCAGGAGUUAACCCUGUAGAAGACAAAGCUCGUCAAGGAAAUAUGGCCCUACUUAUGAGGUUGACCUUCCCGUACGUUCUUGGCCGUGAUUUUUGUGGAACAAUUGUUAGCAAAGGAGACGAAGUAAAAAACUUCAACAUUGGCGAUGAAGUUUUCGGCACUUUGCCCGACCCUUCUGGCGAGAACGGAAGUGGAACUUAUGCGGAAUAUGCUCGAGUACCAGCAACCAAAGCAGGCAUUGCCGUGAAACCAGCAAACGUCUCCGCAAUUGAUGCCGGUGCAGCAGGCAUUGCGGUAUUUACAGCAUGGAGAGGAAUUGUUCAUCAUGGAAAAGUCAAAACAUUAUCGUCGCCCAAAGUCGUCGUCAUCGGUGCAUCCGGAGGUGUUGGUAGCUAUGGUGUACAGAUUGCAAAGGCUUUUGGAGCUUAUGUUAUUGCAAUUUGCAGUGGUAAAAACGCUGAAUUGGCAAAAAAGCUUGGCGCUGAUCAAGUUCUGGAUUACACAAUUGAAAACAGUAUUCGGGAGUUUUCUCUACAAGAGAAAGACGCUGUUGACAUCAUAUUUGAUGCUGUAGGUGGAGAGGAUUACUGGAAUCUACUUUCAGCAACCCUAAAGCCGUCUGGGGUCUACUCGUCAGCCGUAGGGCCAAUCGAGCACAGUGGGUCUCAAAGAGUUGGCUUUAUGGACAUAGCAAAGACACUCUCUAGCAUCGCAGGACAUAAGAUGUUUGGAUCAAGAAAAUACCAAUUUAUCUACUCUCUACCAUAUGAGGAUAUGCCUGAAAUUACAACUCUUUUCGAGGAAGGCAAAAUCAAAUCCUAUGUCCCUGAAGAUCAAGUAUUUCCGCUCAAAGAUGGUGCUAAAGCCCACGAACUAAUAGCAAGCCAUCGUGCCAAAGGAAAAGUUGUCCUUGUUAUGAAUUAAAAACAUUUUAUAUGCUAUAAUCGUCUUUAUUACAAAAUAAACAGUGUGCGAAAAGAUCCGUUUUCACCUCAAAAA